Molecule: messenger RNA, 1605 nt
Organism: Lepisosteus oculatus (spotted gar)
Lineage: Eukaryota; Metazoa; Chordata; Actinopteri; Semionotiformes; Lepisosteidae
Gene: insl3
Product: insulin-like 3 (Leydig cell)
Biological process (GO): adenylate cyclase-inhibiting G protein-coupled receptor signaling pathway
Cellular component (GO): extracellular region
Molecular function (GO): hormone activity; G protein-coupled receptor binding
Source: RefSeq, a predicted model, not a curated record
AACAGCCCUUUUGGACAUUCCUCAAACGGUUACCCCCGAGAAGGUCCUGUUCUCCGUUUGGCUGGAUCUCAGGUCCUCUGGAAGCUACAGAAUGCCCCGGUGGUUCUCCUCUUUCCUCUUCCUGCUUGUGGUUUGGCACAGUGGGGCUCGGACCCAGGACAACCGGGUGAAGCUGUGUGGUCGGGAGUUCAUCCGAAUGGUUGUGACGUCAUGUGGAAGCUCCCGGCUGAAGCGCUCUACUCCAGAAUCUGACCAACCCCGAGUUAAUCCAUACUGGAAGCUCCUGGAACGGCUCACCAGUGAUGAACUCAAUGACUGGGAGGAUCCAGGAACCAGCGUGACGACCGUGACGUGGAGCUCUCCGGCAGGCGACCUUGCGGGGGAGCCUGGCCCCCUCCCUCCCCGGGAGCGCACCAGUUCAAUGUCACGCGUUCCCAGAGAGUCCAGAGCGGAGGGGGAUCCGAGCGUGCCAGCACAGACCUUCCUUCCCCUCACAGGGUCCUCCCGGUCCAGGCGGGAAGUGGGCCCGGCAGGGGUGUGCUGCAGGUCAGGCUGUACCCUGAGCGAGCUGGUACAGUACUGCUGAGCAGCCUUUGAAACGCUUGGCAGGAUCUACAGCCCUGAAUGCAGAUAAAGGCUCCUGCAAUAGCACACAUGCCUCUAUAGAAUCACCUGUUUUGUUUUAUCUCGUGAACAAUUGAAUAGGCUUAAGUAAUUCCAGUGCAGAAACGUGCUAGGCGAAUGCUAAAAGUAUGAAAUAGUGACCUGUAUAUUUUUUUAGCACAAUUUUAUCUUUCUUAUUCAGAGCCAAUAGUUCCGAUUUGAAGGGCAAGCCUCCCAGUGCUUGGAUAAAAGUAGUGUGAACACAAACCUUGUCAAAUCCUUUGAUCAAGAAUCUCAUGUAAGACUGCCACAUUGUUCGAGAAGGGAAACUACUGUUCAGAGUAAUUAAUCAGAUAUGGCCAGACUCAGAGUGCCUCUAUAAGAAGGUUGCAGCUUCCUGUGUAGGCAUGAAAAGGGUUAUGGAAGCAUGUGUUCAAUGGAUUGUUAAAGAAUGAUCAAUUGUCUGUAAUUUUCAGUCCUGCUGCUGACUGAUGGGAGUCUGGCAUUGGUGGAAAGUCUGAGCAGCUUUGAAGUUAUUUUAAGAUGGGGCAGGGAGUCAGUAAAACCAAGCUUGGAAAUGCUAGGUGCUGUUCCAAUCUACGCACAGGGCACUUCUGAUAGGUUAGGCAUCUGAAUGAAACUGGAUUUAGUGGUUAGGAAGAUUAACAUUAUGAAUGAUUCUUCAUGUUCAAUGGGAAUCCUUAACUGUUCAGGUCUGAGGCUUAGAAAGUAGCAAACUCAAAGGACAAAGUCCUCUUGUCCAGGCUGUGACUAGUACUUUUUUAUCUUCUUAUUAGAGCGCAAACUAAGGUAGAAUCAUAUCAUACUCGUUUGCACAAUGAUCAGAUUAGAUUACCGUGCGAUUUGUUUUCCAUUGGAUAGAUGAAUGUAAGAGUAAUCCAAAAUGUGACCUUAUUUGCAUAAAAAAAAGAAAUUAACCUGAAUUGGAUGUGGUGAAUCUUAAUGAUAUGGCAGCAACAUAAUAAAAAAAAACAAUAAUUA